AUGAGUUUGCAUAAGAUCGGAUCAAGAGCAUUUCAAGACCAAACCAUAAGGAAUAAAUAUGAUUACAGUAAAGAGUUUCAUCUGAGACAGAGAAGAUGGAUUGAGCUGAUCAAAGAUUAUGACUGUUCCAUUGAGUACCACCCUGUUAAGGCUAAUGUUUUAGUGGAUGCGUUAAGUAGGAAAUCCGCGGGAUUCAGGGUCAUUAUUGGCUCAAUGAGAGGAACAUUAUUACAGGAAUUCAAGAAUUCUAGAACCGCUUUAUCAGUGGGACAGUCAAGGGGAUUGAUAGCUACAUUCCAGGAAAGGCCUACCUUAAUAGAAGACCUUAAGCAGGAUCAUCUGAAAGACCAUGAUCUUCAGAGGAUUGCUGAAGAUGUAAGUAAGGGAAUUAGAGUUGACUUCCAAUUUAGAGCAGAUAAUGUACCAGAAAAGGAGGGAAGAAUGUGUGUGCCUAAUAAGUUACGGCUUAAGCAAGCCAUUCUGGAAGAAGCACAUAGUUUUGCUUAUGCUAUGCAUCUAGGAAGCACCAAGAUGUAUAGAACCUUAAAGAGAUCUUACUAG
This is a messenger RNA of Benincasa hispida (wax gourd), 561 nucleotides long. The record is from RefSeq and is a predicted model, not a curated record. NCBI's taxonomy places the organism in Eukaryota, Viridiplantae, Streptophyta, Magnoliopsida, Cucurbitales, Cucurbitaceae.